AUGAGCAGCCAGGAACAGCAACAGGCACAAGUGACUGCAGCGCAAGUGAUGCAGGAGCUUGUGAAUCUGAGAAACGAACUCACAAGGCAACGCGAAGAGAAUGAUCGGCUAAGGGCCGAGCAAAGCACAGCACUUGAGCGAGUGCGGCAAGAGAGUGCAGCUCAAGUUGCGGAAGUGCGAGCACAAGCGCAUACGGCAGUGCAGCAGGCGACGGCUCAGAUGGGCACGAUGCCACAGUUGGUGAGCGACAUGGUCAAGUCGAACAAGGAACUGGUUGAGGCCAUGGCAAAGAAAGGAGGACCAAACGAGAAGCUCUGUUUGGUCGACACAAAGGGCCUGGGAAAGCCGACGACCUUCUCAGGUGAGAGUGAACAGUUCCUACCAUGGAGGCAUCGAAUGUCGAGCUACGUUUGUUCGAUCCACCAUGAUCUGCAAGAAGUUCUAGAGUGGCUCGAAGAGAGGGAGAAGCCAUUCUCCUCGGAGGAGUUGGACACAGCCUUUGGAGAAAAGGCGUUGGAGGCGGAUCGAGUUCCCAGACUGCAAGAAAAGUCGAGGGAGCUCGCGAACGCGCUCCAAAUGGUUACCUCGAAGGAACCAUUUACGAUCGUGUGCAAUUGCCAGAACAACGGGUUCGAGGCAUGGAGACGCCUUACGAGGCGAUACGAUCCUGCGACUGCAAGCAGGAAGCGCACGAUGUUGAGAGCGAUUAUAUCGCCCCAGAAGCAGAAGCUGGAGAAUCUCCCUCAGGCCAUCGAAGAAUGGGCCGACGCUGUGCGCACUUACGAGAAGCGCAAGGACAGCACAGGGCGACGAACGACCCUGGCUGAUGAGAUAAAGAUGGCAGCACUGGAGGCAAUGUUGCCACAGGAGCUGGAGUCUCACAUCCAGUUGAACCAGAGCCGGUUCUCCACGUACGACGACGUGCUCGACGAGGUGACUCGCUUCAUCGAGUACAAGACAGGAAAGAGUCUGAAGGUGAUUUCUGCAGCCGCAGCCAGUGCGGCGAGCAAGGAUGAUCCUAUGGACCUGUCGUAUGUGGAGAGAGGCAAAGGAAAAGGAGCAAGCAAGGUCGUGUGCCACAACUGCGGCAGGAGCGGACACUAUGCCCGCGACUGCUGGAGCAAUGGAGGCAAAGGUUCGCAGCAGCAACAGGGCUCACCCAAAGGUCCAGGGCAACAAGGAGGAAAACCAAGCAGCAAAGGAGGAAGAGGGAGCCCCAAAGGAGGAAAGGACAAAGGAAAAGGUAAGAAAGGAAAAGGCAAAAAGGGAAAAGGCAAGAAAGGUGGCAAGAACAAGAAACACGUAGGAAACAUAGAAGAAGGAGGAGAGAACACAGGAGAAGGAAACCAGGACGAGAACUGGCAGGAAGGAGAAGAGGAUGAAGGCUGGGAAGACGGAGACUGGGGAGAAACCUGGGAGGACGGUUGGGAGGAAGCAGAAACAAACAACCUCUACGUGGGAGCGUUAGAAAGAGAGAGCCCGAAGAGAGAGAAAGAGAAGAAGAAGAAAGAGUCGAAGCCAGACCCCGGCAGUCGUGGCUCAAGUAGGGAAGAGGGCUCCGGCCCGACCGUGCUUGGGGCCAUGGCGCCAAAGAACCCGAAAAGGAAGGUUCCUCCAAAGGAGGAAAAAGACGAGGAUGAAAAGGAGCUGGAAGCUCUGGAAGAGCAAAUGGACAGAGCAAGGGGUCAGUUCCAAGACCUGAAGGAAAAGGUGGAACUUGCGAGGAGACGUCGCCAGGAAAGACUUCUUCAGGAAGCGGAAGAGCUGGCAGAAGCCAGGAGACGUUCCCGCGGCGAGGUGCCAGGGCAGUCCAGCUUCGGAGCGUUUUCGUCUUCGUCGCGAGGACCUCCGGAGAGAGUGCGCGAGCCAAAGGCCGGAAAGAAAGAGGAGAAGAAGGAGGUGAGGUCUAAGGCUUUGGACACGGCACCCUGGAAGCGCGUUUCGCGCUACCGGGAGCCACCAGUGCCUGAGCCCAAGACCCCUCCAAAGGCGAAGCAAGAAAGGCCGAGAACACCGCCGAAGUCACCACCGCCUUCCAGGACCAAAAGUCCGCUUCUCAAGCCGAAGGUAGAGCCAAAGAGAACAGAGCCAAAGUCACCACCUUCGAAGCCAAAGGUAGAGCCGAAGAGAACAGAACCAAAGUCACCACCUUCGAAGCCUCCACCUAGAAGUGAAGAAGUGCAGCCAAGAAGCGAAGAGGUGGAGAGACAACUUGCUACCACAGCGCCGAAGUGGGGAGCCUCAAGGAGCCAAAGACCUGUGGCAAAGGCAAAGCCAAAGCUUCUAAGGAGUCCGGCGUCUUGGGCAGGAAUGCGCUUCAGGGAACGUGUGGCCCACCAAGAUGCCAUACGAGACAAGAAGCCCAGAGGCACCGUCGGGGAGUCCUUACUGAAGAAGCAAGGCGAGGCCUGCUCCACCUGCGUGUCGAGGCGACUGAAGUUCAGGAGCAAAGCGUCCCUUCUGCUGAAGAAGAGGAUGAAAGAGUACAAGGCAGCAGCUGCAAAAGCAGCGGGCUCCCACUACGCCAGGAAAGUUUUCGAAAGAGAAAAGCUUGUGAGGGCCGACAGGCCCAGCAAGGCUGAACUGAGGAGCGCAAAGGUAGCCGAGAAGGUGAAGCAAAGGGAGGAAGAAGCCGCUGGUGAAGAAGAAGAAGACAAGUUUUCCUUGGAGCCGGAGAGCUCCGAGGACGAAAGCGACUUCGAGGAUGACCCUCCAAGCGAGGGGCCCGAGGAACCCAAGAAGGAAGAAAAGAGCAAGCCACCAAAGCAGGAAGAACGAACCGAAGGAGCAACCGCGAUCACGGCAAGCACCUCGAGCAGCAUGCAGAGGAUGCUAGCGUCGGGUCUUAUGGAGACCAACCGUGCGAACCUCGCGGUCUUGGACCAGAGGAUCGCGACAAAGAGAGAGAAGCUCGAGGGACGCGGCAGUGACCCAGAGCUGGAAGCCGAGAUCGCGAGCCUGGAAGACGAGCGGAAGCGCCUGAAAGAGGAGCGUGAGCGCCUCAGGGCGCAGCAAGCGGGCGUGAAGAAAAAGGAACCCGAACACCGCAGAGACCAGUCGGUGCACGACGUGCGCUACAAACGCCAAGUGGAAAAGGGAGACAGCCACUGGAAGGCUUGGCGUGCGGAAAAGGGACGAAGGAGAGAAAAAGAGCACAGACGCAGCGGUGUGGGCGAAAGAGCAAAGGAGAGGAUCGAGGCCGACAAGAAGUGGCACGCCCGGCACGACGUGAAAGUGAAAAAGGGCGACUUCCGCGACAACCAGAAGGAAGAGGUCGACGGCAUCGACACGGAGGUUAUCCACAGCGAUGGGACGGAGGCCAAGCCCGAGCGGCGAAAGGACUACCGCCCCCUCACGAAAGCCGAAAGGACGAGCCACCGCGUGGAUGCCGACGACGAGGAGGAGCUCUACCGGAAGGAGCUCGAAAAGCAGGGAAGGCCGAAGGCGACCGGGCGCUACUCGGCGGACCCGUCGAUUGCGGCCGAGCAGAAGAAGAAGAGGAACCAAAAGAGAAACCAAAGGCGCAACAAGCUGAAGAGGAAGCUUGGGUCGACCUGGGAUCCAGAGCACAAAGGAAGGAAGAAGGUCAAGAAAAGCGAAGACGACGACGAAGAGACUGUGCACUGUGAAGACUACGACGACCGCCGCGACCCAAGAGGAGAAGACCCGGAGGACCCGGGCGAAGGAGGCGUGCGCCAAUCGGUGCACAGCUUCGAGACCGUGGAUGCUGCCAGCCUGGGCGCUUCGCCAGGCGUGGCUAGCGUCGAGGUCAACUUUGACACGGGAGCGGCCGUGACCGUUCUGCCUGAGAAGUACGUGACGCAGCCAAAGGACAACGGCGUCCGCUACAAGACGGCGUCAGGUGAGGCGCUGAAAGACCAAGGAAAAGCCGAGGUCACCGGCACUUUGUCGGGAGGCCGUGGGGCUACGAUCACCGGCCGAGGCGCCGGGGUCCACCGCAUACUCCUGUCAGGAGCACAGGCCAACAAGCGUCGAAAGGAUGUAUGGACCGUCCCAUGCAGCAAAGGAUGUAUAGAUCAUUGUCGGUUUGCAAGCAGGAGCCCCAUUGUAGGCAUGCGUGGCUGUUAA
Symbiodinium natans is the source of this 4089-nucleotide messenger RNA. Lineage: Eukaryota; Dinophyceae; Suessiales; Symbiodiniaceae. The record is from the annotation of a GenBank genome assembly.